This is a messenger RNA of Aspergillus steynii IBT 23096, 5136 nucleotides long. RefSeq names its product bacteriodes thetaiotaomicron symbiotic chitinase. The record is from RefSeq and is a predicted model, not a curated record. The transcript has 5 exons. Gene Ontology annotation, biological process: carbohydrate metabolic process. The coding region runs from base 1 to 5136 and encodes 1711 amino acids. NCBI's taxonomy places the organism in Eukaryota, Fungi, Ascomycota, Eurotiomycetes, Eurotiales, Aspergillaceae. Gene Ontology annotation, molecular function: chitin binding; hydrolase activity, hydrolyzing O-glycosyl compounds.
AUGGCAUCAGACACUGGUCGGCCCUCGCGGCGGUCCAACACGUUGAAAUUGCCCAUUGCCUUUUCCUCCCUGGCGGUUGUCGCCAUCUUGCUUCUUUCAUAUGUAUACCGUGAUUCUCCUGUCCCUCAAGUUUCUUCUUUUAAGCGUCCCGCCGCCACCGAAGCCGUGACGGUGUCCCUUGAAGACCCCGAGUCGUACAAUCAUACCCUCUACCGCCGUCUGGAUCCCUACUCUUGUACCAAGGACAUCCCCUGUCAAACAGAAGCCUGCUGCGGCUCUUUCUUCGGGGGCGACAUUGGCACCUGCGGCUUCGGUGACACAUUCUGCGGCUCCGACUGCGUGAGCCAGUGCGAUGCCAAACCCGAAUGCGGCGCAGACGCCGACCCCACCGAUAGAACGUGUCCCUUGAAUGUCUGCUGCAGCAAAUUCGGGUUCUGCGGUACGACGGACGAGUUCUGCGAUGUCUCUCAGGGCUGCCAGAACAACUGCGGUAGUCCCGCUGUGCCUCCGGGGAAAAGCUCGAAGCCGGUCACAAGCAAGGUGAUUGGUUACUACGAGGCCUGGAGUGCACGCCGGGAAUGCUAUCCUUUCCCUCCUGCCGCGAUCCCCAUUCAGGGACUGACGCAUCUGAACUUUGCCUUUGGGUAUAUUGAUCCGAAGUCGUUUGAGAUUGUGCCUAUGGAUGGGCUGACCCCUUCCUCGCUGUUUACGCAGACGGCUGAUGUGAGGACCUUCAAGACAGGUUUAUCUGAUCUGGAGGUAUUUGUCGCGCUUGGUGGGUGGACGUUUAGUGAUAAUGAGACGGCGACGCAGCCGACGUUUGGGGACAUUUCAAGGACAGAGAGUAACCGGCAGAAGUUUGCCAAUAAUCUCGUGGAUUUCAUGAAGAAAUAUGGGUUUGAUGGUGUUGAUUUGGACUGGGAAUACCCCGGAGCCGGUGACCGAGGCGGCAACGAAGAAGACACCCAGAACUAUGUCCUCCUCCUCAAGACGCUCCGAGAGACAUUCGACAGGUCCUCUCAUGGCCCCUACGGCCUGACCUUUACCAUACCCAGUUCCUAUUGGUAUCUCCGGUGGUUUGAUGUCCCUAGCAUGCUGGAGUAUGCUGACUGGACUAAUAUGAUGACCUAUGAUCUUCAUGGGGAGUGGGACAAGCUGAACCCCAUUGGAGAUAUCAUCCAGGGACAUACCAACCUGACGGAAAUCAAACUGGCCAUGGACCUUCUCUGGCGUAACGACGUCCCCCCGGAAAAGGUCGUCCUCGGGGUAGGCUUCUACGGACGGUCCUUCCAGCUGGAGAGUCGGACAUGCUCAUCGCCUGGAUGUCAUUUUAAAGGGUCUGCAAAGGCGGGUGAUUGCACGGAUAACCCGGGGACGUUGGCAUAUUUCGAGAUUCAAGACAUCAUAUCUAAAGAGGACCCCAAAAUCAUUCACGACAAAGACGCCGGGGUCAAAUACUUUACCUUCAGUAAUAAUCAAUGGAUCAGCUUUGACGACGCAGACACCUUCAAGCAAAAGACCGACUACGCCAACGAUGUCGGUCUCGGCGGGCUCAUGAUCUGGUCAAUCGACCAGGAUGACAAGCAGUUUACCGCACUUGAGGGCCUCCUUGGUACAUCACUGCAAGAUUAUGACCUGAACCUGAAACGCGCCGAGGCCACAGACGCGGGCCAUUGGACCUCCAUCAACGGACAGCAAUGUAUUAUGACAGACUGCGGCAACCCCCCAAAAUGCCCAUCGGGUUACGCAAUGGCGCCAAACGGCGAUGGGUUCCAGGAUACCUGCGGCAGUACCAAGUAUAAGAUCAUCUGCUGUCCGCUGGACGCAAUGCCGACGGAGUGUCUCUGGCGCGGUGGGGAGUCCUCUGUGGGGAGACCUUCCUGCCACGGCCAGUGUCAUACUGGCGAGUCAACGCUGUUCCACUCGCGGCACGCGACCAAGAACUGCCUGCGGCCAGGAUUCCAGGCAUUCUGCUGUACAGCAGAGACGUGGGCGCGCCAGAUUGAGGCGUGUGUGUAUGGCAGCUGUGGGAAGAAGUGCGGGGCCGAGGACAGCACCAAGGACAUGGUCAAGAUUGUCCAAAGGCAGGAUAACUGCUACUGGGGCCAGGUGCAGCAGCUGUGCUGUCCGGUUGAUGCGACGUUCCAGAACUGCCACUGGGUCGGCAAAGGGACCUGUGAUGAUAAUGAAUGUGAUGACAAUGAUGUCCAGGUGGACACGGCCACGUUCGGCGAUAGCCCCGGCAGCUGUGUAGGGAACAGUCGCAAAAAGGUGCUCUGUUGCGAUAGCCCGAAGAACAUCAACCCCUUCCUGCCUGUGGCGCUGGAUAAGGUAUUCCCGACUCUCCCACCAGCUGAUGAUUAUCCCCAGUUCGACCUGCAGAACCUGGGCGCGAACGGCGUGAUCUCCACCGAUCUAAACUCAAAUACUUUUGGCAUGAUUAUCAUCGUGGGACCUGAGGAUACAGUGCGGUCCCUCCGUCGGCGAGAUGGAUCAGACCUGCACGUCCUCGAUUGUGGGAACAUCCGGGCUGACGGACGCAGUCACAUCCGGCUUGUCUGUCCCCGAGAGUUCAACAGCACGUGCGACAAGCUCCAUCGGGGGGGCAUCGAGGGGACCAUUCUCCGCAUGCCAGAGGGCUGUGGACCGGGCAGCUAUAUGGUAUUGCAUGCUCUUCGCCCAGCGACAGACCGGUCCCUGCCGUAUCAUGUCGCUCGCUCGGCCUCUUGGGACCCGGAGAUCUUGGAGGCAGAGAUCUCGUACGAUUUUGGCCUGGUCAAGCGCGAUUCCGGAGACAUCUACAUCCGAAUCGACUACUCAAAUAGCAUGGGAUACUGGGACUCCAUCGUGCAGGGGGAUCCCGCCAGGAAGAAACGGUCCGCGACUCCCCUGCAUGAGCGAUUCUACAGCUCCUCGGCCUCCGAUUGGAAGGCCAAAUUCGACGAGGUCCGCAACGCAGGCAAGACAAUUACCCGUCUAGGCCAAGGAUACCUGGAGAAAAGCAAGUUCGACAUCCUGCUCAGCGGCGAGACCAAGGACGACUGCUCCUCCUCAAGCGCCGACGGAUUCCUGAAGAUGGACAUAUCGGGGACGCUGCACGAGGAAUUGGAAUUUGGAUACUCGUUCUCUGACCCUCACGGGGCCCUGAACUUCAACGGCAAGGGCUACUUAUCGGUUCCCGCGGGCAUGUCCGGUGAGAACAUGUUCAGCAGCCCUGUGAGCGCCUGGGGGUUUUCGCACCCGGGGAUCUGCGACUUCGGGCCCUGGGUCAACGUUGAAGUCCAGAUGACGGGAAAAGGUGAGAUUAACGGCGACUUUACGGCAAACUUCAUCAUCGGUAAUGACGGGGCUGUCUCGGAUAGUCUGCCAACGUCGACGGGCAGUCAUUCAGGGAGUGUGAGCAAUAAGUUACUCUCGAACUCGUUCUCGGGAGCCCUCACAUUGCCGUCUUCCUCUUCCUCUGCCUCGUCAUCAUCUCCGAAGAAGAGACAGAGUAGUGAUGGGACAAUCCUCGCCCUGCGCUUUCUCACCACCUCCCAAAUGAAACUAAACCUCAACUUCUUCGAGUCCAAGCAGGUCGCCGCCGGCGUGCAGUUCAACCAGUCCCUGGACAGCUACCUACGUAUCAAGAAGACGAGCGACGGCUCCCCGCAGAUCGUCUUCAGUAAUUCGCAGGGAACGAUGGAGUCCUAUACCGUCGGUGAGCUUCCCUGGGACGACGACCCGGUUCAAAGCAUCAUCGGUCACGGUAAGGCACUCAUUCUCCACGAGGGCGCGAAGACGCCUGAUUCGCGCGACGCACCGGAUAUCAAUGGGUAUGCGCUCUUUGGGGGCCACGAUCUCAUGGACUGCAGUAACAGUGGGGGGAGCGGGUCCGGUCUGGAUGACUGUUACUGCAUGAGCGAAAUGGACCAGUUCGAUCGCACGCUGGAUCUUGAUCCGGAGACUGGAGGUGCGUAUGAUUCCGUUACCAAACGGCGACGACGACGGCGCCCAGGAAAUCGACGAGUUCAUGAUAUGCACAUGCACAUGUCCACGCCCCAGCUGCGAGACUAUGACCCGACCCUGGACUUGGAUCCGGAGACUGGAAAGCCCUAUACGGAGGAUGACCUGAUGGUCAAGAUCGAUCUCCAGGGUCGUGCCAUCAACUAUGGGGCACCGGUCAACUAUGGCGUGAAUCCCUCCGGCGGCAACGGUUGGGACAUCACCAUGGGCCGGUACCCGAACGGGCAGAACGGGGCGAGCUUGAACCAAGCCCGAGGAGGCACAACGGACCUGUAUGGGGCAGCGAGCUGCGGGGAUUGCGGGGACAUCGGGGUGAGUUCGACAAGCGACGAUCCGAACUCGCGGGCAGUGAGCGAGCACAUUCAGGAACGGCAGACGGAGCCACGGGCGCAAGAAUUCAUGAUGAACGGACAGGCAAGAAGGGGAGACUCGACACUAGUGAGAAGCUCCCACCCGAGAGUUCCCAGAUCCUAUCUCGAUACGAACAGUUACCUGUUCACGGAUUAUGCAACCUGGGACCCCAACGGCCCGUCGACCAUCACCGUCGGCCAGACACAGAUCCCCGUCACCGGGCGGCCGAUCGACAUGAUCACGAACGCGUAUGGGUCCGAUACGAACCCGAAUGUGCUGGUGAACGCGGACAGUGUACUGAAUGGGUACAAGGCCCGCGUGUGGGUGGGACAUCAGCCCAUGGGCGAUGCGACGUGGAAUGAAAACGGGUUCGACCUCGCAGACGAGGGACGUACCACGGGCGCGAUUACGGCGAUCCGAACGACAAUGCAGGUGAUCAGCUAUCUGAACGAGGACCAGGUCAAUGCCAACUGGGCGACUGUUGUGAAUACUGUGGUGGCGAUCUAUGAUGACUAUCAGAACCGGGUGCAGCGAGUGGACAAUGUGUCGAUUUACCCGCGCCAGCUGUACCAGGAGUACAUGCUGCGCGUAGUGAUUCCGGACAUUGAGAACAUGGAGGUCUGGGUGACGCGGCGAAUUAGUCAGUUGUGGGAUCUCUGGCAGCCACUGGUGGGCCAGACGGACUGGGCUCAACUGAUUCUCGAUGAGCUGGAAGGGAUGCAAGAUGACAUGGACUCUUUGAUAUUGGAUUUUACCAGAUUGAAUCUGGGGCUGGGUUAA